Propithecus coquereli (Coquerel's sifaka) is the source of this 3561-nucleotide messenger RNA. It is a transcript of the gene MED24, whose product is annotated as mediator complex subunit 24. The coding region runs from base 127 to 3189 and encodes 1020 amino acids. The record is from RefSeq and is a predicted model, not a curated record. The transcript has 27 exons. Lineage: Eukaryota; Metazoa; Chordata; Mammalia; Primates; Indriidae. Gene Ontology annotation, cellular component: mediator complex. Gene Ontology annotation, molecular function: transcription coregulator activity.
AAGUCCCAAAAUGGCGAUGCCUACGCUCUAGAACUAGAUUGUCCGAACUUCAUCUCUUCUCUGGCUCCAUUUCUCCCACCUCAAGGCAGCUGGCUGCCACCGGCCGCACCUCCUCAGAGUAAAGUCAUGAAGGUGGUGAACCUGAAGCAAGCCAUUUUGCAAGCCUGGAAGGAGCGAUGGAGUGACUACCAAUGGGCAAUCAACAUGAAGAAAUUUUUUCCCAAAGGAGCCACCUGGGACAUUCUCAAUCUGGCAGAUGCACUACUGGAGCAGGCCAUGAUUGGACCUUCCCCCAAUCCUCUCAUCCUGUCCUACCUGAAGUAUGCCAUUAGUUCCCAGAUGGUGUCCUACUCUUCUGUCCUCACAGCUAUUAGUAAGUUUGAUGACUUUUCCCGGGACCUGUGUAUUCAGGCUUUGCUGGAUAUCAUGGACAUGUUUUGUGACCGUCUGAGCUGCCACGGCAAAGCAGAGGAGUGCAUCGGGCUGUGCCGAGCCCUUCUCAGCGCCCUCCACUGGCUGCUGCGCUGCACGGCAGCCUCUGCAGAGCGGCUCCGGGAGGGGCUGGAGGCCGGCGCCCCAGCCGCAGGGGAGAAGCAGCUUGCCAUGUGCCUGCAGCGGCUGGAGAAGACCCUCAGCAGCACCAAGAACCGGGCCCUGCUGCACAUCGCCAAGCUAGAAGAGGCCUCAUUGCACACAUCCCAGGGACUUGGGCAGGGUGGCACCCGAGCCAAUCAACCAACAGCCUCCUGGACUGCCAUGGAGCACUCUCUCUUGAAGCUUGGGGAGAUCCUGGCCAACCUCAGCGACCCCCAGCUCCGGAGCCAGGCUGAGCAUUGUGGCAGCCUCAUUAGGAGCAUCCCCACAAUGCUGUCUGUGCACUCGGAGCAGCUGCACAAGACUGGCUUCCCCACCGUCCACGCGCUGGUCCUGCUCGAGGGUACCAUGAACCUGACAGGCGAGACGCAGCCCCUGGUGGAACAGCUGAUGAUGGUGAAGCGCAUGCAGCACAUCCCCACCCCGCUCUUUGUCCUGGAGAUCUGGAAAGCUUGCUUCGUGGGGAUCAUCGAGUCUCCCGAGGGGACGGAGGAGCUCAAGUGGACAGCUUUCACCUUCCUCAAGAUUCCACAGGUUUUGGUGAAGUUGAAGAAGUACUCUCACGGGGACAGGGACUUCACUGAGGAUGUCAACUGUGCUUUUGAGUUCCUGCUGAAGCUCACACCCUUGUUGGACAAAGCUGACCAGCACUGCAACUGUGACUGUGCAAACUUCCUCCUCCAAGAAUGUAGCAAGCAGGGGCUUCUGUCUGAAGCCAGUGUCAACAACCUCAUGGCUAAGCGCGCAUUAGACCGGGAGCACGCACCCCAGCUGAAAUCAGGAGAAAACGCCAACAUCCAGCCCAACCCUGGCCUAAUCCUCCGGGCGGAGCCCACUGUCACAAACAUUCUCAAGUGUUCCUCAGGACUUGAUUUCCUGUCCUGUCCCCAGACGAUGGAUGCAGACCACUCCAAGUCCCCGGAGGGACUGCUUGGGGUCCUGGGCCACAUGCUGUCUGGGAAGAGUCUGGAUUUGCUGCUGGCUGCUGCUGCCGCCACGGGAAAGCUUAAAUCAUUCGCCCGGAAAUUCAUCAAUUUGAAUGAGUUCACGACCCAUGGCAGCGAAGACAACCCCAAAGCAGCCUCAGUUCGUGCCUUGCUCUUUGACAUCUCUUUCCUCAUGUUGUGCUACGUGGCCCAGACCUACGGUUCAGAGGUGAUUUUGUCCGAGUCACGCACAGGAGCAGAGGUGCCCUUUUUUGAGACCUGGAUGCAGACCUGCAUGCCCGAGGAGGGCAAGAUCCUGAACCCUGACCACCCCUGCUUCCGGCCAGACUCCACCAAAGUGGAGUCCCUGGUGGCCCUGCUCAACAACUCCUCAGAGAUGAAGCUGGUGCAGAUGAAGUGGCACGAAGCCUGCCUCAGCAUUUCAGCUGCCAUCUUGGAAAUCCUCAACGCCUGGGAGAAUGGGGUGCUGGCCUUCGAGUCCAUCCAGAAAAUCACUGAUAACAUCAAGGGAAAGGUAUGCAGUCUGGCAGUGUGUGCUGUGGCUUGGCUCGUGGCCCACGUCCGGAUGCUGGGGCUGGAUGAGCGUGAGAAGUCACUGCAGAUGAUCCGCCAGCUGGCAGGGCCGCUGUGUAGUGAGAACACCCUUCAGUUCUACAAUGAGAGGGUGGUGAUCAUGAGCUCCAUCCUGGAGCACAUGUGUGCUGACGUGCUACAGCAGACAGCCACGCAGAUCAAGUUCCCCUCCACGGGGGUGGACACGAUGCCCUACUGGAACUUGCUGCCCCCCAAGCGACCCAUCAAGGAGGUGCUGACGGACAUCUUUGCCAAGGUGCUGGAGAAGGGCUGGGUGGACAGCCGCUCCAUCCACAUCUUUGACACCCUGCUGCACAUGGGCGGCGUCUACUGGUUCUGCAACAACCUGAUUAAGGAGCUGCUCAAGGAGACACGGAAGGAGCACACUCUGCGUGCGGUGGAGCUGCUCUACUCCAUCUUCUGCCUGGACAUGCCGCAAGUCACCCUGGUCCUGCUGGGCCACAUCCUGCCUGGCCUGCUCACCGACUCCUCCAAGUGGCACAGUCUCAUGGACCCACCGGGCACUGCGCUUGCCAAGCUGGCUGUGUGGUGUGCCCUGAGCUCUUACUCCUCCCACAAGGGACAGGCGUCCACCCGCCAGAAGAAGAGACACCGCGAGGACAUCGAGGAUUACAUCAGCCUCUUCCCCUUGGACGACACGCAGCCGUCCAAGCUGAUGCGACUGCUGAGCUCCAACGAGGAUGACACCAACGUCCUUUCAAGUCCCACCGACCGCUCCAUGAGCAGCUCCCUCUCGGCCUCCCAGCUCCACACGGUCAACAUGAGGGACCCUCUGAACCGAGUCCUGGCCAACCUGUUCCUGCUCAUCUCCUCCAUCCUGGGCUCGCGCACGGCCGGCCCGCACACGCAGUUCGUGCAGUGGUUCAUGGAGGAGUGUGUGGACUGCCUGGAGCAGGGCAGCCGCGGCAGCAUCCUGCAGUUCAUGCCCUUCACCACCGUGUCAGAACUAGUGAAGGUGUCGGCCAUGUCCAGCCCCAAGGUGGUUCUGGCCAUCACGGACCUCAGCCUGCCCCAGGGCCGCCAGGUGGCUGCCAAGGCCAUUGCUGCCCUCUGAGGGGUGGCCAGGGAGGGUCCCGGUCCCCGGCGCCUAUGAAGGGAGCAGUGAGGAAAGAUGAGACAUCGUUGCUCACAUCCACAUGAUGCAAGAGCCCUUCGUCAGUGUCCACGUUUCCCCUGCUCCUGACUUCUGACCUCCGAGACAGCUUCCGGUCCCUUCUUUUGUAAUCCCCUGUCCCCUUCGCUGGUACCUGGAGUGUGAGCAGCCCGGUUCCCAGCGGUCACCCCUGCUCCAGGUGGGGAUGCUCCUCUGAGGCGCCGUGUGGAUGCACAGUACGUGUGUGUAGAUACAUGUUUUCCUAACACUUGAGGGGAAGUCCACCCCCGUUCACUUGUAAAUAAAGAUCCUCGUGGAUCCCUUUGUGACGAA